AUGCUAUCAUCCCAGGCCUUUGGCAUUAAGCAUGUUGCCCGCGAGCUUGCAGAGAAGGCAGGCGUGCCCAUAGUGCCGGGAACCAAAGGCUUGGUCGAGAGUGCCGGAGAUGCCAUAAAGGAGAGCGAGCGCAUUGGUUUCCCCGUCAUGCUGAAGGCUACUGGUGGAGGAGGCGGCAUGGGUCUGGUGGUUUGUCACAACGCAGACGAUGUACGCGAAGGCUUCGAAACUGUACGGUCUCGUGGAGAGACACUUUUCAAGAAUCCUGGUAUGUUCAUUGAGCGCUACAUUGCCGAAGGCCACCAUAUCGAGGUUCAGGUCUUCGGAAACGGUCAAGGUCAAGCCAUUCACUUCGGAGAGCGAGAGUGCUCCAUACAGCGACGCAACCAGAAGGUCAUCGAGGAGUGUCCUUCACCCUUCGUUGAGAAGCAUCUCGAGCUGCGUGAGAAGCUGGGCGCCACUGCCGUCAGCCUCGCAGAAUCGGUGAAGUACGGUUCGGCAGGGACCAUCGAGUACAUUGUAGACGACAAGACUGGAGACUUCUACUUCCUUGAGAUGAACACCAGACUACAGGUCGAACACGGCAUCACAGAGAUGGUCUAUGACGUUGAUCUGGUCGAACUAAUGCUGAGGCAAGCGGACGCUCAGCUGGCAGGUAGGAAUGGGCUAUCGGCCGAGCAAUUGAAGGAACAUCAACCAUCAAAGCCCAUAGGUGCCGCUGUCGAAGCCAGAGUCUACGCCGAGAACCCUUUGCGGGACUAUGCGCCCUCUCCAGGCUUGCUUCAAAAAGUGGAAUGGUCAGAGCUCGAAGGCUCGAGAAUUGACACAUGGGUGUUCACCGGCACCCAAGUAUCGCCUAAUUACGACCCGCUACUGGCCAAGGUGAUGAACCAUGCGAAGACGCGCGAGGCUGCGAUCAAGGGUAUGGACCUUGUCCUAUCACGCUCGAGCAUCUGCGGGCCACCAACAAAUCUCGACUUCUUAGCCGGUAUCAUGCAAGAUGAGACCUUCAAGUCAGGACACACGCUCACUUCAUUCCUGAAGAGCUUCAAGUUCCAGCCGAGCGCAAUAGAUGUGAUCAGUGCGGGGGCCUACACGCUCAUACAAGAUCUGCCGGGUAGACCGAGUGUGGGCAAAGGUAUACCGCAUAGCGGGCCUAUGGAUCCUAUCGCCCUCAGCAUUGCAAACAUGCUUGUUGGUAACGACCGAGGGAAAGAAGGACUGGAGAUCACGCUCAGUGGACCAGAGUUGCGGUUCGUCGGUCCUGCUGUAGUCGCACUGACUGGCGCACCUAUGGAGUUCAAACUCGAUGGCGAGGAUGUUCCGAUGUGGACCAGGAAGCAUAUCAAAGCUGGGCAGCGGCUCAAGAUCGGCAAGACUAUCGACGGCGGAUGUCGAUCGUAUCUGGCGGUGUACGGUGGGUUUCCAGCUGUAGCGGACUACUUCGGCUCGAAAAGCACGAGUCCACUGGUCGCUAUUGGCGGCUAUCAGGGCCGAGCUUUGGCUCCGGGUGAUCUUUUAGCUAUACAAAAGGAUCUGCCCAAGAAUCUCGGUGGCCAUCCUUCCCUCCCAGAAGAGCUUCGACCCAAGUACGUUGAGCAUUGGGAUAUUAUGUGCAUGCCAGGUCCACAUCAAGAAGGCUAUCUAGACGACGAGGAUGUCGAGAUGCUUUACUCCAGCGAGUUCAAGGUAUCCCACAAUGCUAGCAGGAGCGGCAUCCGUCUUGUGCCUCCUCACGCGCCGAAGUGGGCAAGGCCAGAUGGUGGAGAGGGUGGAAGUCACCCUAGCAACGUGAUCGAGUACGGCUAUCCCUUGGGCACUCUGAAUUGGACUGGAGACGACCCUUGUAUCUUCCCAGUGGACUGUCCGAACUUUGGUGGAUUCGUCUCGUCCACUACUGUCAUCAAAGCGGACUGGUGGAAGCUUGGCCAGAUCAAAGCAGGCAACACUAUGCGCUAUAUCCGUGUCUCCCUGGACGAAGCACUCGAGUUGCGCAAGAACACGGAAGCAUAUCUCACGACCGUACAGCGUGGCAUUGAGAGUGGCGGCUUCAACGACGUGAAGCCUCUAGAUGCGAGCUUUAAGCCAUCUGGAGAAAUUGGCCAGGCAGUAAUAUGGGAGAAGCAGGCCCAAGGUAACGAGCCACAAGUCAGAUAUCGCCAAGGUGGCGACGAUCAUCUACUUGUUGAGUACGGCAACGAGCAGUUCGACCUCAAUCACAGAUGUAGAGUCACUGCUCUCGAGAAGGCUCUUCACGGUCGCGAUGCGCCGUCAUGGCUCAAGACACAUCUCAUCAACACCGUGGGCUGUUGUACGUCUCUCCUCAUCCUGUACGAUGGGUCAAGACUACCUCGCGAUCAACUUGUGGCACAUCUGCAGGGCCUGGAAGGAAGCCUCGGCGACCUUAGCAAGAUCAAAGUGCCCUGCCGUAGAUUCAAGCUACCAUUGUCCUUCGAAAGCAAAGAGCAGACGGAAGCCACACAGCGCUAUAUGGAGACACAACGACCACAAGCACCAUAUCUGCCCGACAAUCUGGAAUUUGUUGCAAGAAACAAUGCUUUUUCUGCAGAUCAGUUGAAGCGCAAUAUGCUGGAGGGCACUCUGAUGGCAGUCGUCGUUGGCUUCUUCUGCGGGAAUACAGUUUCGCUUCCAGUCGACCCUCGUCAGCGCAUGUCAUGUCCCAAGACGAAUCCUUCGCGAGUAUACACGCCAGAAGGUACUUUUGGCUGGGGUGGUAGCUGCGCCAGUAUCUACCCUGUAGACAGUCCUGGAGGCUACAUGAUGCUGGGGAGGACGGUGCCGUGCUUUGAUUACCUUGGCUACAAGGCAGGCUUCUCGAUCGAAAAGCCCUGGUUGUUCCAAGAUUUCGACCUGCUUACCUUCUACCAAUGCACCGAAGAAGAGCUUAACAAGCAAUUGGGCCUCUUCCGAGCUGGCAAAUUUGAGUUCAAAUGGGAAGAUGUCGAAUUCGACAUGGCCGAGCACAACGAGUUGCUCCAGGCCACAGCAGAAGAAGUAAAGGAUCUGCGUCACAGACAGGCUGACGUGCAGAACGAGCUCAUCACGGCGGAGAAGGAAUCGCUACAGAAGUGGCGGGAAGACAAGGAGAAGAACAAGCUCGAUAUCGGGACGAUUGAUUCUCUAUUGGCGGAUCCUGCCAUCACAACCAUCGAUGCACCUGUUGAUGCGAACGUAUGGAAGAUCUUGAUAGAAGAGGGAGCGACUGUCAAGACCAAGCAAGAUAUCGUGAUACUCGAAGCAAUGAAGCUUGAGAUAAAGGUGCAGGCACCUGAUGACAUGAAGGAGGGCAAGAUCGAGAAGUUGUUGGUGCAAGCAGGCGAAACGACAAAGGCGGGCGCGCAUAUCGCGCUCGUUAGGCAGACAUGA
Molecule: messenger RNA, 3387 nt
Organism: Recurvomyces mirabilis
Lineage: Eukaryota; Fungi; Ascomycota; Dothideomycetes; Mycosphaerellales; Teratosphaeriaceae
Exons: 4
Coding region: 1-3387 (1128 amino acids)
Molecular function (GO): metal ion binding; ATP binding
Source: RefSeq, a predicted model, not a curated record